Messenger RNA from Galdieria sulphuraria, 2005 nucleotides. RefSeq lists its product as uncharacterized. The transcript has a single exon. Gene Ontology annotation, molecular function: protein binding. Bases 207 to 1766 code for a protein of 519 amino acids. Lineage: Eukaryota; Rhodophyta; Bangiophyceae; Galdieriales; Galdieriaceae. The record is from RefSeq and is a predicted model, not a curated record.
UCGACGUCGAUGGAAAAUUGGAUGAUGUGCUUGCAGUUGACGAGAUUCGAGUGUGGUAUUUGUCGUCUAAUUUACUCGUGCAAUGGGUUGUUUUCUAUGACCAUAUAAGAACUAAAAGCAACUGAAAGAGACAAGAGUUGGGAUGGGACGUCAUCUCUUGGUGCCUCAGUAAAUUGUGCGUAUUUUGUUUAUUUUGAAAAGUUUUUAUGGUAGACGAAAAAAGUAACGACGACUACAUGGAAGGUUCUUUUGAUAGCACAGAGAAAAGUGGAUGGAGUUUAAAACGUCCAGCAACGCCUUCGCAAGCCAUACCAAUUCCUUUGUCAAAAACACGCCACGGAAAGCUUGAAGCUUCCUCGUUGCCGACACAGUUCGGUACUCCUGAAAGAACAGAACCAGAACCGUAUUAUUCCACUACUCAUAAUAGUCAUUUUUUGCCUUUAUCCUCUUUGUUUUUUACACCCCCUGAAGAUGAACAUGUGACUGUUUGGGAGCCAUUAACAGGUAAGACUGUUGCAGGUAACGCUGCACCUUAUCGAAAGAAUUUGAAGACAUGGUUGGAAUCCCAUCCUGGUUGGGAAGAGAAGGCAGAUGAAUUCAAGUCUUCCAAAAGAAGGUCGUUACUUCGGAGACAGAAACAAAUUCAAGCUGCCUUUUCCAAUUUGCUUGCGAAUGGUGAACUUGCACUUGUUCUUAAAGCUAGUGCCGAAAAGGUUUUGACUAUGGUAAGAAGUGGUUUGGAAGCUGAUAGCCAAGAAAAGCUCGGUGAAGGUGAAACAAAAGCCAAUGGUUCAAACUUAGGUCUGAUGCAACAAGACAAUUCGUUUUCUUCGUCCCAUCCUAAGAGGACCACAGACUGGUCUUUAGAGGAAACGACAAGGUUACAGGAAGCACUUGUUUAUCUUGGUGAAGAAUUUAUGCUUGUACGUGACUGCACUAAUCUAGAAAACGUUGAAAAGUGGAAAAACUUGACGGGGUAUGUUUUUUACAAAACGAUUCGUACGGAAAGAAAUCUAUGCGGUAGCGAAGAAGAAGUUUAUGUGAAAGAUGUUUUGGAGAACACCAUAAAACUUUUGGAAAGCGGUUUCCAUAGUAGAAAAAAUUCAUCAGCUGAAGCAAUUUAUUCGAGUCCUUUGAUCUCUUCGUUGAGUACCAGUCCGAAAGUAGAAGAUACGCCUCCUCCAAGCAAUGAGAAUUUCUUUCAGAUGCCAUCUUUAUUUUUAUCACCACCAAGCUUUACUGGUACUGCCCAUCGGGAGCCUAGAAUUACUGUUUGGGAUCCCAAGACGGGGCGCACGAUUUCAGGAAAUGCCGCACCUUGUGCCAGAAACUUGGAAUCUUGGAUGGCGUUGCAUCCAGGUUGGAUCCCCAAGUCUGAAGAAUACCUUUCGUCGGCCCGCAGAGGUCGUCACAGAAGAGGAAAGAGUCGUACUUCCAUUUCUGGAGAAGUGGCAGCAUCAGCUCCUGCUUAUUUGAGUACAAGAGUUCCUUCGAAUGAAGAUAACAGCUAUGGAAAUUCAAACCAUUUAUCUACCUCUUUGCAACUUGCGGAGUCACCGGCAUUCAGCGAUGCUUUGGAUGGUUUACUACUCAUGCAAAUAUGUAACCGCAGCAGUAGUAAUCAAACAUCCCUCCAUGCCAAUAGAAGUACAGACAACCCGUCGUCGUCAUCAGUUUCUUCAGGUUCUCAGGAAAAGCUUUGGGACAAAACGCAGGAUACAGGAAUGGAAUAUAUUGACAUGGAAUUGGAAGAGCACAAUCCUUGAAUGUGUUUAUUUCAAUUUUGAACUUCCCAAUUUUGUAUCAUUUUCUUUACAACCGAGCCUAAGAGAGUCGAAUCUGAUUAUCUCCAUAAAUAAAUUGUUUUAAACGAAAUGGAUAAUGUGAACUAGUUUACAAUUGUUUUUGCUAUUUUGCAUGUCUUUGAUUUGGUGAAGUUCUUGGCUAUAUCAAGAGAAGUUGUGUUUAGCAACAUGAUAAUAUCAUUAAAUUCAAGCAUGCUUAA